Messenger RNA from Acanthosepion pharaonis, 4086 nucleotides. The record is from the annotation of a GenBank genome assembly. Lineage: Eukaryota; Metazoa; Mollusca; Cephalopoda; Sepiida; Sepiidae.
AUGAUAUCAAAAAUUCCACGCUUACCAUCUAUAACUAUAGAAAACAAGGUUGAACCUUUGUCAUGUCUGAACCAUUAUCAGCAGAUAAAUCGGCGUCACUCUGGUCGAAGAAAGCAUGAAGAUGUUUUCAGAUCUUCCAAAAUGGAUGGGCAAAUGUCGCAGGAAUCCAGCCUGAAGAAAUCCAAGCAUGAUAAACUUUCAUUCUCUACAAAUCGGGUUACUUCUCCUGUACAUUUGAGCCCAUUACAAUCUACACAGGUGCAACCUGUCCCUGUUUUUUCUCCAGAGCCUCCAGAAGGAAGACCCCGACGUCAGUGUGACCGGGGUGUCAUGCGAAUCCGAAUGAAUGAUGAAACAGAAUUUUUACCUUUGGAUCAAUGGGAACAAGAAUAUGAAUAUUUUAUGAUGAUAAGAAAAAUUCCUGUUUUUGCAAAUUUUUGGAAAUGGAAAGCCUUCACAGUCUGGAGAGUAAAUGUCCGUUCCAAGAAAACCAAAGCAUCGUUACGUCCAGCUCUUCUAAAUGUCCGAGAGAUGUGUCACAGGAUAAGUGACAUGAGUUUAUGCAAGGUCGAGCGGAACCAUACCUACUCCUUAGAAGAGUUUAGUGGACUUCAAUUCAACCAGUUACAAGAGGUUGCUGGGAAGCUGACUACAUUCCGAGAUCUUGUGACAGAAGUUGUCCGAACAGCUUGUCGUACAGCACUACUUGAGGCGGGGUUCACCCCAGAUGACUAUUAUUUUGAUAGUCUGGACAAAAAAGAAAAUGAGCUGAUGACAGAUGGCUGUGUGACCUCUGGACUGGAGUAUGACUAUGACAUAUUAGUAGAAGCACCAGAGAAGAUGACUUAUACAGAACAGGCCAACAAGCGGGCACAUUGCAGAAGAUUAGCAUGUUUUAUCCAUUUGGCUGAUUAUUUGAUUGUAAACACCAUGCAUACAUUGGCUGUCAAUUCUGUUGGCAAUACUCAAGCAUUACCAGCAAAAAAUAUACCUUCACUGUUGGAUGAGGAAGAAAUGAUGACUGCCAAAAAACACGUGCCUCUGUUUCUCACAGAAUUUAUUCUUGAGCCAAGUCAAAUCAUCUUUCAGCCUGACUUGAGUGCCUUCCAAGAAAACAUCAAUGAAGUCAUUCGGCAGUUUCAAGACACCGUUCUUGGAGUCGAAAAUCUCAUUCCAGACAGUUAUUUUGAUGCCUUCACUAAACCGAUCAUUAAUGGUAAAUUUGAAGAAAAGUCUUGUGGAGAUGGUCCAAGUUUGGCUACAAUGUUUGAAGAUGACAAACAUUUGCAAGGCCUGGUGGCUGAAAUCCAGGAGGCACUUUUGUCUGCUUUUAAUGCCGCUAACCAAUAUGCAAUGGAUGUAAGAUUCUUUUCAAAAUCCUUGGAAUGUUACCAUAAACAGCAUAAAAUGUCUCUUGGGAUCCCAGAACAAUGCAAUCUUGGUUUGCUUCUGAUCGAUGCUGUUAAAAUGAAAGGAUUGUUAAUUCCGUCUCCAAUAAGGUGCUUGAAUGCAAUUAAUGAGUUGUUACCAGUUCUAGCCAGGAGGGAAGUUGAUCGUUUGAUCACAGAAUUACAAGAUGGACAAUUCCAGCUGGAGUUUGAACCUACAAGUACAGAAGAAUAUGUCAAGAGUCUCACAUUCCUAGACAAGAUUCAAGAUCGUAUUGAACCUUUGGAAAGUGAGUCAAAUGUUGUUCGACAUAUGUAUGAUUUAAUUGAAUAUUAUGGAGUACCAACCCCACCAGAAGAUAUUGCAGUCUUUCAAACUCUGGACUCCUCAAUCAACAAUGUCCGGAAUGCUAUUGACAAAGCCUUGGCAGACAGAGACUGCAAUUUGAAUAAAUUCUGUGCCCAUGUUGACCAAGAUAUUGCUGAACUGAAUAAGGAAGUCAAAGAAGUUAAAGAAGCUGCCAUGGACCGUGCUAUACUCGAGGUUGAAUCUGACAAAGAGAAAGUAAAAGCAACAUUAAGCAAACUUCUUGGAAAAAUGAAUGAACUGACCAAAAAGGCCUUCAAAUUUAAAUCCUAUCAAAAGAAUUUUAAGGUUGAAAUUACCAAAUUUGAAGAACUUGAAGAAUCACGUGAUGAAUGGGCUGCUUAUGUUGAAACUUGGAUAGUGGCUGAAUUUGAGUCUUUGGAUUCUGAGGUGCUUAACAAUACUACGAUGCGAUACAUAAAAACGGUGACAAUGCUGGAGAAAGGGUUGCCUCCAAAUUCUGUGCUACCAAAACUGAAAGCUGAUGUUGAGAAUAUCCGGGAAAAGCUUCACACAAUCACAGAUCUAAGGAACAACACUCUGAAACCUCGUCACUGGGAGAAGAUUGAAAACAUCCUGGAUUACAAGUUUGUACCCGAGGAUCCACUGACCCUUGGCAAACUGAUGGAAAUGAAAGCUUUUCAGAAAGCUGAGGAGAUUGAAGAAAUAUCUGGCCAAGCCAGUGCUGAGUACAGUCUGGAACUCAUACUAAAAAAGGUUGAAGAAUCAUGGAAAACCGUAGAGUUCAUUGUUUUGCAGCACAAAGACAACAAAGAUACAUACAUUCUUGGUGGCACUGAUGACAUUCAGCAACUGUGGGAUGACAGCAACAUAAACAUUGCAACACUGAUCAAUAUUCAACGCCAAUUGCCAUCGGAGGAUCGCAUGUUCCGGCAAGUAGAUAAAUCCUAUAAAGACAUCAUGAGAAAAGUUCAAAAAGUUCCUCUAGCUAUGAGAGCUGCAACUCAACCAGGCCUUUUGGAAGCGUUUCAAGUGAACAAUUCUUUGCUUGAUGCCAUACACAAAUGUCUGGAGGCUUAUUUAGAAUCAAAGAGAAUUGUAUUCUCCAGAUUUUAUUUCUUGUCCAAUGAUGAAUUAUUGGAAAUUUUGGCUCAGACCCGAAAUGCUCAAGCAGUUCAACCACAUUUACGCAAAUGUUUUGAUGCAAUUGCAAAAUUAGAGUUUGGACAAAUCAGCAUACCACCAAGUCCAGAAAAAAUGGCAGAAUUAGGUGAUGAAGCCCAGUCCGAAAUCCAGUUCACCAAUGACAUACUUGCAAUGAUCUCCCCUGAAGGAGAAAGAAUAGGACUUGGAAAAGGUUUGAAGGCAAGAGGCAAUGUUGAAGAAUGGCUUGGCAAAGUUGAAGAGUCGAUGUUUCAGAAUAUCCGUCGAUUGAUAAAAUCAGCAAUUACUGAUUACAACCAGAGAUCUCGGGAAGAAUGGGUUGUUAGUCAUGGACAUCAGGUAGUCUUAACUGUCUCACAGACUAUGUGGUGUCGGGAUGUGACAGACAUUUUAGAAAGGAAUAAAAAUGUCUUGGAAGGAAUGAAAAUAUUUGAAGACAAGUGUUUUAAGAAUUUGAAUAAACUUGCAGCAAUUGUCAGGGGAGACCUGGAGUUACUGAGCCGCUCUAUUUUGUGUGCCUUAAUCACCAUCGAUGUGCAUGCAAGAGACAUCAUAACUGAUUUGGUGGAAAAACAGAUUGUGAAUGUAAAGAGCUUUGAGUGGCAAAAGCAGCUGCGUUAUUAUUGGGACUUGGAACAAGACAAUUGUGUCGUCCGCAUGUCCAAUUCCAAAUACACUUAUGGCUAUGAAUACCUUGGUGCUUCAUCUCGGCUUGUCAUCACACCACUUACGGACCGCUGCUAUUUGUGUCUGAUGGGUGCCUUGCAACUUGACCUUGGAGGGGCACCAGCAGGACCCGCAGGAACUGGGAAAACGGAAACGACUAAAGAUUUGGCAAAAUCAUUAGCCAAACAAUGUGUUGUCUUCAAUUGUUCUGAUGGACUUGAUUACAAGAUGAUGGGUCGUUUCUUCUCUGGAUUGGCACAAUCAGGUGCCUGGUGUUGCUUUGAUGAAUUUAAUCGCAUUGAUAUUGAAGUGUUAUCUGUCAUUGCCCAGCAACUAAUCACAAUUCGAAAUGCCAAAUCUGCCAAAGUGUCCAGAUUCAUGUUUGAAGGGCGUGAAAUUCGGCUGACCCCAUCUUGUGCUGCUUUUAUUACCAUGAACCCCGGAUAUGCUGGACGGACAGAAUUACCAGACAACCUAAAGGCCCUGUUCAGACCCAUUUCCAUGAUGGUACCUGAUUACCGUCACCGUGAAAAUACAUAG